Molecule: messenger RNA, 1692 nt
Organism: Chlamydomonas reinhardtii
Lineage: Eukaryota; Viridiplantae; Chlorophyta; Chlorophyceae; Chlamydomonadales; Chlamydomonadaceae
Exons: 1
Coding region: 659-880 (73 amino acids)
Source: RefSeq, a predicted model, not a curated record
GGGAAAACUCGGCCGGAGCGAGAAGCGACCUCGCGAGUCCAUGGACAUCUUGACUUUCUUCAGUCCGCGAGUAUAGCUCUUGGGCCCUGAAUAUCUUACAUCCAUGUGUCAAAACAUGUCGACGACAAGCGUCUUGGGGCAAGAGUGUUGAAAGUUUGUGCAACAACCGAACCAUGCGUGCCGAUCCCGCCUUAAAUGCGUCGCGGCCCGGGAUCCCGCGCCCGAGCCCGGCUAGCCGUUUGCGGUGCUUGAGUGGGAUGUGGGUGAGGUGCAUUUGGGAUAUCAUGGACCGUGAAGUGGCGUGGGUAAGGUGGCGUGGCGUGGCGGGGACAGGGCAUGUCGGUGCCUCGGCACGGCGUUGGCAUAGUGGCCAGUCCCGCUGGAUGGGCUUGCAAGGGUGCUGUUCAUGUCGCCGGUGCCCAUCGUCACAUCCCUUGCGCUUCAUGGGGCUCAGCCCAUUUUCCAGCUGUACAAAGCUGACACCCCUUUUCCCGUGACCGGGGAACACUUGUCGGGGGCCUGCGCAAACUGCCGAUUCAUAUUUGUAUUCUGACUUUCCUCAACACCUUAAUACCCCAGAAGGAUUGUAUCUUCAAUUUGCAAAGUCGCCUUGCCGUAAGAGAACGGAUUUGCAGAGGCGCGUUGACUUGUGCGCAGAAUGCGCAUGCAGUGUUACCGGCGACAGCGACGUCAACACUUGUUAGACCCCGACAGCUUUGUGGGCAAUGGAGCGACCAAAGGUGGCGUCCACGCAACGGCCUCCUCAGCUGCUGCGGAGAAGCCUGGCGGCCACGCUCCUUGCAUGUUGGGCUCCCCAGUGCGGACCCCCUUCCUCGCCGACUCACCACCGCUUGCUAGCGGUCGCCCACUCAAGCUCUGAAGUGUGGAUCACGCGUGAGCUGGCAUAGUGGCAAUGGAGGCAUGCCCAGGACGCAGCAGCAGGUAAGGCAGCGUGCGCUUCACUUUUGUUCGUGCGCGCAACAAUUAGGCGCUGCUGGCGUCGGUUUACGCAGCAUGUACGCGUCCAAGCCAGAGUAAAACCGAUGGGCAUGUUUGUGUAAGGCUGUCGUGACACAAGGGGAAGUGCUGGUCGAAUUAUAUAUUUACGCCAGCCAUAAAUCGACUGUGCCCGAAGGAGUGGCGCUAGAGGUAGAAGCCCCAUGAAGGUGUGAACCGCCGGCUGCCAGGCGCCCACGCGGCCACGGUAUGCCCAGGCGUAACGCAUGCUCUGCGACUGAAGGAACCUUGGUGGCAUUCCGACAACUUGUCAUCAAACGGACAAUUAGCUUGCCCCUAGGGCUAUUUGGUGUCGCGGUCAGGGGGACGCUGCGGGGCAAGGCUGCAAAUUCCCAGCCAGCAACCGCACGUUGCGAACCCGUAUACGCUUUUGAAAGUCUUUAUUCCUAAAGCGGAUUUGACAGCAGGUUUGCUACACGCAAAUAAUUAUUUAUGCUGCUGAAUUUCAACUUGACUCGGCUUGGCGCGUUGGGCGGUUGCUUAGGGUUGUUGAGCGUGGAAACCACGACUCUCCCUCCCGAUGCGCGCGCAGCCUGCUUUCGGCCAAAGCCAUUGUGGAUUGCGCAAGUGGUAGAUACCACAGGAGAGCGCGCGUGCGGGGGAACGAGGCCGAAUGACAAGAGUUUAAGUUACGGUAGGUUACAGCGGAACGAAAACGGGUUUUCUCGCCCAACC